GCUACAGGAAUCCCCAGGACACGCAACUCGGAUCCCGGCUACAGUCAUUUAAGGGCAUUUCCACCGCAGCCCCCACCCGCGGUCCCUCUGGGCCAGGACGUGGUUUAACGUCGCAAGGAGCGACGGCAUCCCGGCACCACCGCCACGGCCCCAGCAGGAACCGAAAGCCGCCCCCCCCCCGCCGAGCCCAGCCCCGGGAGACAGGCGGGGUGUCGCCCCGGUUGGGGGGGGGGGGGGAGGGGGGGUGCCGGGCCCCGCCCCGCCCCGUCCUCGGCAUCGGGUAAACGAAACCGCAACCGGGCGCCCGCCUCCCCCCGCCGCCUCCCCCCGCCGCCCGAGCCCGAGCCCGCCGGGAUGGAGCGGCCGCUCUCGCUCGGACCCCGGCUGCCGCCCUACGAGCCGCUGGCCGAGGGGAUGGACUUGGAGCGGCUGGACGCGGAGGGGCUGCCGCGGAGCACCGUCGUGUCGGUGGAGCCGCCGCCGCCGCCCCCUCCCCGCGACCACCUCGCCUGGUCCCUCUGCACGAUGCUCUACGCCAACGUCUGCUGCCUGGGCCUCAUGGCUCUCGUCUUCUCCGUGAAGUCCAGGGACCGCAAAGUCCUCGGUGACUCCAGCGGGGCACGCAGCUACGGCUCCACUGCCAAGUACCUGAACAUCACCGCCCAGCUGCUCAACAUCUUCCUCAUCGCCCUCGUCAUCACCAUCAUCGCCCUGAUCGCUAGCGGCACCAUCAACACGGUCAGACUCUUCAACCACGAGCCAGAGCAUCACUCCUUCCUUGGUCCCACUUAGCCCUCCCCUUGCUCCGCGGGCAGACCAUCCCCCCUACAUCUGCUAGGGAGCCCCUGUCACCCCUUGGAGCUGGUGGGCGAUGUCCUCCAUAUGGCCCCCCAGAGCCCGCUGGGGUCCUGCCCUGCUUUCCUCACUGCUCAAAGCCCCUGAGAAGCCUUCUCUGAUGGCCAGCGUCGUUGAUCUUCCUGGAAGAGCCUGGAGACACCUCUCUGCUGGCAGGAGCCGAGCACCCAAAAACUGGCUGUAGCAAAGGGAAAGAGCGUGCUUCUCUGCUUGCUGCUUCACUCUGAUUUUGUAGCCCCAAGUGCCACUAAGGAGCAGUGCCUCGUUAGAGGAAACAAGGUUCAAAUAAAGGUUUCUUUCACUUUU
Phalacrocorax carbo (great cormorant) is the source of this 1161-nucleotide messenger RNA. Lineage: Eukaryota; Metazoa; Chordata; Aves; Suliformes; Phalacrocoracidae. The record is from RefSeq and is a predicted model, not a curated record.